AUGGUAACCGCGCCCUGGAGGCGAGAGCGCGUCCGAGGCUCUCUGGCGUCUUCGACGGGCCUUCGCAAGGCUUCGACUCAGUGCCAAAGUGUCCUCGUAUCCGAAUGGCUCGCCAACAAGCUCAUCCGAAGAUAUCUCGAGGCCUUCACGGAACAGACUUGGCCAGCCGUUGUCAAAUGGACUUUCGUCCUUGGCGUUUUGUCUCUCAAGAACUCGGGCAUUCCUUUCCACAGUCUCUCCGUCGAGGACCUAGUUGACAUUGUCAAUCAAAACGGCUACUCGAGUCUCACGCCAGCUCAGCGGCUCGUCCCUCUCCAGUGGGCAACGUCGACGCCCUCGCGUUCGGAGCCGCGAGAAGAUUCUGUCUCUCCAGCGCCUCGCUGUCGAGACGGCGCGGCCGGUGUCUCCACAGCUGACGCGACGGCCGCGUCCGGCGGCGCAUGCAGAAAAAGAGUCACUUUUUCUCGCCAGCUCGCAGGCUCGCCAGGACACUCCGCCUCCGCUGUCGCCAGAAAACCGAGCAGCGACUGGCGAGCCGGAGACCCGGCGGUUUUUGUGCCUCCGAGAGCCGCUCCAAUCUCCUCGCUGCCGGAAGCGCCCGCUGGCUUCUCGUCCGCUCCAGAAACGUAUCCCUCCUGGUGGGGGGACUCGGCGUUUCCACCUCGGGCGAACUGUCCGUACACCGCAGCGGCGCUGGGUCCACGCCUUGCGCCUCCCUCACUUUCGUCUCCGCGGGGGGCUCCUCUUUCCUCAGCCUCAGGAGAGGAGCCUCCCGCGGCCUCCGCGCGGCUCUCGGCUGUACAUACACCCCAUGCGUCCUGUGUCUGUGGGGCGCAGGAAAAUCGCCUGGUCUCUUCCCGACCCGACUUCGAGCCGGAUGGAGCAACUGCGACUCCAAAGUUCGGGUGUUUUGCAGGUUUAAAGACAAGGGGAGAACUCGACGCACCGUUUUGCUCGGCGUUCCCGCCCUCUGUUGCUCUUUCUCCUUCUUGUCUCCCCUGCGCCCUGCCUGGUUCCCACCCGUCGUCUUCCAAGUUUCCUCGGGGUGCGGCGGGCCUCGCCGGGGCCGGUUCGAGGCUGCAGGCUGCCCCGAAACCUGCGCAUGGCAGCAGUCCCCCAUCUGGCUCUGCAAAUCCCCGUCUCACUCCUAGGUCGCAUGACGAGACGCCGUCCCUUUCUUCGCUUUCUCCCUGCCGACCCGCUGCACGAGCGCUGCCUGCAGAGCGCAGGCGAUCACAUGCGGCGCGGCUCAAGCAAAGAAAUCUGCAUGCGUCUCGCCCCGCGCCAAGACCCCUUCCGCCCAUCGAUGGCUUCCAGGCGUUCCGGCCUGCGCAGGAAGCGCGGUGGGUUUGUACACUGCGGCCCAGCUCGCACAGGCACCUCCCGCCGCCGUCGCCUCGCACGACCUCGGCGCGCGAGAGGGGAAUUUCGUGCAGUUCGCGGAUGCAUGCGCAGGCGCCGCUAUGGGAGGGCGGCGGAGUUGAAGCGUGCGAAUCGUUUGGCAACGCAGAAGAGAAGCACUCGGCGUUGCCGCCCUGGGGACUCGAGACGCCGUUUCUCGUGGGGACAGAGGAGCCGAGCCUGUCCGCGCCCCCGAGAGACAGUCCACGCCCGAGGGACAGUGGCGAGGACGCCGCCAUCGCGCAUGCAGUCGAGACAGCGCGUGCAGCGGCGACUCCGUUUCGGAGAGCAUUCCAAGAAGAGACAUUUGAGGAUCUCCCCGAAGGCAGUCCGAAGCUGGCCUGCUCAUCGUACUUUGAAGCGGCUCUCGCGGCGUAUUCAGAGAAUCCGGGUGGACGUAUACCCGGCGGUCACCCGGAAGGCGGGUCUCCCCGAGCGCGGGUUGCAUGCAGUUGGGAAAUCGACGUCCACGGGCGGUCGAAGCGCGCGGACAAGAACGCUUCCUUGGCUUGUUUUCCUGGAGGGUCGGAAAUGCGAUUUGGACGGGGGUCGUUUGGGGCCAGAAACCCUAUUUCUCUGGCCGAGGUGUCGGGCGGCCUCGGCUCACGCCCAAGGGUGCAUGCAGCCCCGAGCGCCUCUUCCGAGGUGGAGGAACUGAAUUCGUCGCCGAGAAGCGCCGCGAGAGAGUCGCGCACAGACAGCGAGACGCUGUCGUCGCUCUCUCUCGACCGCGUGGCCUUCUCGCCCUCUGGAGUUGCGGCUCGAGGCCUCACUGCCGCGGAUGUCUCCUUCGCGCCGCUGCCGCAUCCCGGAGGCGAGCGUCUCGCGCUCUCCGGCGACGAAGUCGCUUUCGAGGGGCGAGGAAACUCCUCACCUGGAGUUGAGGGCGAGAGACGGCGGGCUGUGCAGGAGGCGUCGCCUCUGAGGGAAAGCUUUUUGAGUAGCGAGAGCUCCUUUCGAGAGGCCGGCCGCCCUGCGGCCGACCGGAGCCCCGAAGUGGAGGGAAGACUUACGCGAAGACAAACUGAGUUGUGGCGAGAGAAGGAAUCUGCAGCCAUCAAAGAUCUCCUCGAGGUGUACUGGGGCGAGGCAGAGCAAAUCGAGAAGGGAGAAAGCAAAGGAGACAGCGAGCUCGAAGACACUCAAGAAGCCACCUGCUUCGACUCGCCGGAAAUCGCGUCUCCCGAGACCGAAAACCUCCCCAUCGACUCUUCACCUGAAUGA
This is a messenger RNA of Neospora caninum, 2625 nucleotides long. RefSeq lists its product as hypothetical. The record is from RefSeq and is a predicted model, not a curated record. The transcript is spliced from 5 exons. NCBI's taxonomy places the organism in Eukaryota, Apicomplexa, Conoidasida, Eucoccidiorida, Sarcocystidae. Bases 1 to 2625 code for a protein of 874 amino acids.